Molecule: messenger RNA, 3205 nt
Organism: Oryza sativa Japonica Group (Japanese rice)
Lineage: Eukaryota; Viridiplantae; Streptophyta; Magnoliopsida; Poales; Poaceae
Product: dual specificity protein phosphatase PHS1
Biological process (GO): cortical microtubule organization; protein dephosphorylation; response to abscisic acid
Molecular function (GO): protein tyrosine/serine/threonine phosphatase activity
Source: RefSeq, a predicted model, not a curated record
AUUCAUGCGAGCACGCCACCUUUCUCUCUCUCUCUCUCUCUCCCUCCCUCCCUCCCUCUCCCCUCUUCUUCCCCUUCCAUUCCCGCAAACUUCGCCAAUCUGCAACCCAGCCAGGCUCCACACGAUUUCGCGAAGAAACCGAAAUCCACUCGGUUUUCCUGCGGUAGCAUUGGAAUAUGGAAGAGGGAUUCGUGGAAUCAGGAUCCUUCUCCCGCUCCUCCUCCUUCGGUGGGUUCGAGGAAUGGAUGGCGCUGGUGAGGAAACGCAAUGGGAGUGGGACGCCCUCCUCGUCGUCUCCGCAGCAGCCCAGGUCUGGUGGAUUUGCUGCCCAAUCUUCAGUCAGUUCAGAAGGACUAGAACUUGGUCACCCUUAUAGCGAUGCGAUUGACUAUAGCUUAUCAUACCAACUACCAACAACAAGCUUAUGGGAUAGGCUUGGGAGGGUUACUAUGAUGGACAUCGAGUCAAGUGACUUCAACUGGAGCUCUCUCUCUUCACUGCACCAUACAAAACAUACUGAUACUAGUACAGAACCCUACGAGGAUGACACCAGCAGAAGUUUUGAGGUUACAGUAAAUUCUGGAGGAGUUGUUUUCAUUGCAUUAUUCAAAACAUCUGAAUAUGAUGACCUUCCGUCCAAGGAGACUGCAGCGGUCAUUAAAAUAGCGCCUUCAAGGAUGGCCACUCAAUCAGAACGCUUUGGCUAUGAACUUGCGAAAUGGCUUGGAGUGAGGACUCCUCAGGGCAGAGUGAUUCACAACUUCUCAUCUGAAUGGCAUCAAAUGAAGGAUGCAGUUGAGAACGCUCGGGAUGCAGCGAUAUCUUCUUGUGAUGAACUCGAGGAAAUGAUUUGCACUGAGAUGCUAGAGGCGCUCGAAUUGAGCCGAUGCUUAUUCCUAAUGAAUUAUGUACAUGGCUCCCCUCUGCUAGAGAACACAAUGCCAUUUGAUUCACAUGAUUCUGCUGAAAAAACUGCUGAAGCUUUAGGAAGGGUCUUGAUACUGGACCUUGUACUGAGAAAUGAAGACAGGUUGCGAUGCCGCCCCCUUGGUUGGCGGGGAAAUUACGCAAAUUUACUUGUUGCCGACAGGAAUGCUUAUGCAAACCUCGAUUCAUUAGAUGAUGUUUAUGAUUCUGCAAUCAUUCGUUACAAGCCAGAGAUCAUCAGAAGCCCUCAGAAUCGGAAGCCGAGAAGAGCAGUUUCAAUAAGUGGCAGUAUUGGCUCAGAUACAUCUGAUCUCAUGUUGCCGGACAAUCCUAGUCAGCCUGAGAUUUCCAGCUUUCACAUCAUAGCCAUUGAUUCAGGUGUUCCACGCAGACCGCCUGCUUGCAAACGGGCGAAAGAUCAAGAGAGCUAUCCAAAGCUUGUGGAACUUACACUCAACAAUUGGGAUUACUCUUCUAACCUUUUGUUUGAACUGUCAUUUGGAAAACUCGGUAUCCCAGGACCUGAAGAAUUUGAUGUGUCAUCUGAUCUUAGUUACCAUUCUCCUCUGUCCGAAAGUGAUAUGGUAGCUGCGGUGAAUUCCUUCCGAGGAGGUUUUCGUAGUGCUUUGAGGGACCUUCAACGAUUCCACAUUUUCCUUGUCACACUUUACCAGAAGCUGGAUGGUCUAUUGAAAAUCUUUUUCAAUCUUAUGUAUAAAGUAUUAAAUGAAUAUGACAGGGAAGACGCUGGUUCAUCUGAUUCACCGUGUUCCACAGAGACACACAUGGAUUCACAUGAUUCUGAAGUUCCAAAGCAUAUGCGUAGGCCUUCCCGUACUUUAUCCCGUGACAAUUUUGACCUAUCAUCUCCUUCCAGUCGAGAGAACUUUAUGAUUAAGAAUUUCAAAGGAAGCAGUGAUGCUUCCCGUGGAUUGCGGCUGACAAUGAAACUACGGGAUUUUAAUAAGUAUGCUAAGGCAGACGGUGAAUUAUGCAAAGAAAUAGAACAAUGGAAUGACAUGCUCAGGACAGAAGUUGUGAAAUUGUGUCAAGACAACAGUUUUAACACGGGUUUCUUUGAAGGAAUAGAUAAUAGCAUUGCAGUUGAUGCUUAUGAAUUGAAGGUUCGACUUGAGCACAUUCUUGAGAGGAUAUCAUUGAUUUCUGAUGCUGCAAGCACCGAGCGUCCCUCUCAGAUCACGGAUUAUUUGUAUAUUGGUGGUGCUCUAGCUGCUCGGUCAACAUAUACACUUAAACACCUUGGCAUAACCCAUGUUUUAUGCUUGUGCGCAAAUGAAAUUGGGCAAGCAGAAUCUCAGCAGCCUGAUCGUUUCGACUAUCAGAACUUCUCAAUUAACGAUGAUGAAAAUGCAGACAUCAGUGAUGUCUUCCAAGAUGCUUCAGAUUUCAUUGAUUAUGUUCAACACCUACAUGGCAAAGUACUCGUCCAUUGUUUUGAAGGAAAAAGUCGGAGCGCAACUGUUGUUCUUGCUUACCUGAUGCUGAGAAAAAAAUUCACUCUUCUGGAAGCAUGGAACAUGCUAAAGAAGGUGCACCGACGAGCGCACCCGAACGACGGCUUCGCCAAGGUCUUGUUGGAUCUUGACAAGAAACUGCAUGGUAAAAUCUCCAUGGAGUGGCACCACAGGAGGCCUGCAAUGAAGGUGUGCCCCAUCUGCGGCAAGAACGCUGGGCUCAGCAGCAGCUCACUGAAGCUCCACCUGCAGAAGGCGCACCGGAAGAUAUCGUCGGGGAGCGUCGACACCGCCAUGAGUCUGGAGAUCCAGAAGGCGGUGGAGGCGAUCAAGGCUGGGCGUGGCGGCGGUGACAGCCCGACGCAUAGCGCUGAGAAGGUUACUUCCUGAACUCUUUGUGAUGCUAGGGCUGGUGAUGUUCGCUGAGCCACAGCUUGCAUCACAUCCUGCAUCUCCCAGAUCAUGCGGCAAUGUGUUACUUCACUUUAUGAGCAAAACUGUACUACACCUGAAAUUUUGACCAAAUUAUAUAUAUAUAGGGGUUGUUCAGAUUGUAGCCUAAAUAAACCUUACCAAAUUUUGGCAUUGGCAAGUUGACAAUAUUACCAAAAUUUUGACAAGAUUCCUUAUGUAUUUACCAAAUUUUGACAACAAACUAAAUGUAGGCACUUUUUUGGCAACCUUGUUAAAAAUUGGUAUGGUUGAAAAUGGCAUCAAUCUAAACAGCCCCUAGAAUACGAUUUGUGCAGUGAGAUGCCGAAUUAGAGAUGAUUAGCAUGAUUCCGAAAGAUUUUUCGCUUUUA